CAAAAUAUUGGUGUGUUUACCGGUCAGGGUUUUUCGGCUACGUGUACACAAAAAAAAUGCUGUUUUUGUUAAAUAUAUAAGUUUUUGGCACUAAAAGCAAAUUUGUUUAAAAACUAUACAUAUUAUAUAAUUGGCUAACUUCAUAUUAGGCAUAAAAAGUGUUAAUUUUAAGUUAAAAAUCAUAAUAUUUGCAUAAGCGGGUCUUACUGUCUCUUGUGUAGGUGUAAAAUGGGGUUUUUAGAGAAAAAGGGCCCUCAGGCCUCCCAACAAGACCUUAAAAAGCAAGAAACUUUGCUUACCAUUGCCAUUUUAGCUUUGGCUGGGGUAUUAGCUUUUGCCACCAGGUUGUUCUCUGUUUUGCGUUUUGAGUCUGUUAUACACGAAUUUGAUCCCUAUUUUAACUACAGAACAACGAAGUACUUGGCAGAAAAUGGUUUCUAUGCUUUUCAUAAUUGGUUUGAUGAUAGAGCAUGGUAUCCACUGGGAAGAAUCAUUGGUGGUACAAUAUAUCCAGGUCUUAUGGUUACUUCAGUAACACUUUUUAGACUGUGCCAGUUUUUGCACAUAGACAUUGAUAUAAGAAAUGUCUGUGUCUUUUUAGCUCCACUAUUCUCUUCAUUUACUACUGUGGUUACUUAUUUACUCACUAAAGAGAUCUUUGACAAAGGUGCAGGACUUACAGCAGCAGCAUUUGUAGCUAUUGUACCAGGUUAUAUUAGCAGAUCUGUUGCUGGUAGCUAUGACAAUGAGGGCAUAGCAAUAUUUUGCAUGUUGCUUACUUAUUACACCUGGAUAAAAGCAGUGAAAACUGGAACAGUUAAAUGGGGGGCAUUAACUGCGCUUGCUUACUUUUACAUGGUUUCAUCUUGGGGUGGCUACGUUUUUUUAAUUAAUUUGAUUCCGCUGCAUGUGUUAUCAUUGAUUUUCACAGGAAGGUUCUCUCAUAGGAUUUAUGUUGCUUAUAGUACUUUGUAUUGUGUAGGUACUAUAUUGUCUAUGCAAAUUUCUUUUGUUGGCUUCCAGCCUGUACAAAGUUCAGAGCAUAUGUUGGCCUUGGGCGUGUUUGGACUCUGCCAAAUACUUGAAUUCGUCGAAUACUUACGCAGCAAAAUGAGCCCUACCGACUUCAAAAUCCUAUUUUCUUUCGCGUUUAGCACCUUUGGAGCUAUAUUAGCUGUAGGCCUGAUAAUUUUAUCGCUUUCUGGCAAGGUCGCCCCUUGGACAGGAAGAUUUUAUGCACUACUCGACCCUUCAUAUGCAAAGAAUCACAUUCCAAUUAUCGCGUCAGUAUCUGAGCAUCAACCAACAGCAUGGUCAUCAUUUUUCUUUGAUCUUCACAUUUUAACCAUGUUAAUACCACCUGGACUAUAUUUAUGCUUUAAAGACCCCACAGACUCGAAAUAUUUCCUAGCGCUUUAUGGGGCGACGGCAGUUUAUUUCGCGGGGGUUAUGGUACGUCUAAUGCUGGUAUUGGCCCCUGCGGCUUGCGCUCUUAGUGGGGCAGGUUUGAGUCGACUUUUAAACCGAUUUUUGACUCCUUUGCCUACCACUCAACGUCAGAAAAAGGCUGUUGUUACCCAAAACGAAAAUAGAAGCUACGUGGCAACUAGUUUUGCUGUGUUAUCAUUUGCAAUGCUGUCAGCUUACACACUGCACAGCACAUGGGUCACUAGCGAGGCAUAUAGCUCUCCCUCUAUCGUUUUGAGUGCUAGAGCGCAUGAUGGUUCUAGGAUUAUAUUUGAUGAUUUUAGAGAGGCCUACGGUUGGUUAAAAUCCAACACACCUGAGGAUGCAAGAAUCAUGUCUUGGUGGGACUACGGAUAUCAAAUUACUGCCAUGGCCAACCGGACAGUGCUGGUGGACAACAACACGUGGAAUAACACCCAUAUCAGUAGGGUCGGUCAGGCGAUGGCGAGCAGCGAAGAAAAAGCGUUGGAAAUCAUGAGAGAACUGGACGUUGAUUAUGUGUUGGUUAUUUUUGGUGGACUUACUGGCUACUCAUCAGAUGACAUUAAUAAAUUUCUGUGGAUGGUCCGAAUUGGUGGUAGCACUGAGAAAGGUAAACAUAUUCACGAAUCCGACUAUUAUUCUCCUUCAGGGGAAUUCAGGGUAGACAAAGAGGGCGCACCAGCUCUUCUUAACUGUCUUAUGUACAAAAUGUGUUACUAUCGCUUCGGAAAGGUGCACACAGAGGGCGGUAAGCCACCAGGAUGGGAUAGAGUAAGAGGUGCUGAGAUUGGAAACAAAGAUUUCGAACUGGAUGUUUUGGAGGAAGCCUAUACCACUGAGCAUUGGUUGGUUAGGAUUUAUAAAGUUAAGGAUUUGCCCAACAGAGGGUCUUUGUAAGGAGGAAAGUGACUUUUUUACAUGUGAUUUUUUAUCACUAUGCUCAGUAUUUGUACUUCUCUAUUUGCUUUAAAAGAGGUUUAUUUAAAAAAAACCUUUAUUUCAAUCAAUCUCUAAUAUUUUAAUGCAUUUGUUUUUGAAUGGAUAUUUUUGUAUAUUUUUUAUUAUUUAGCCGGUUUUAUCGAUAAUAAAACAUUCCUUACGUCUGUCUAA
Anthonomus grandis grandis is the source of this 2559-nucleotide messenger RNA. RefSeq names its product dolichyl-diphosphooligosaccharide--protein glycosyltransferase subunit STT3A (gene Stt3A). Bases 229 to 2346 code for a protein of 705 amino acids. The transcript is spliced from 11 exons. Gene Ontology annotation, cellular component: membrane. Gene Ontology annotation, biological process: post-translational protein modification. Gene Ontology annotation, molecular function: dolichyl-diphosphooligosaccharide-protein glycotransferase activity. The record is from RefSeq and is a predicted model, not a curated record. Lineage: Eukaryota; Metazoa; Arthropoda; Insecta; Coleoptera; Curculionidae.